Messenger RNA from Nilaparvata lugens (brown planthopper), 3084 nucleotides. RefSeq lists its product as uncharacterized. The transcript is spliced from 16 exons. Bases 178 to 2313 code for a protein of 711 amino acids. The record is from RefSeq and is a predicted model, not a curated record. NCBI's taxonomy places the organism in Eukaryota, Metazoa, Arthropoda, Insecta, Hemiptera, Delphacidae.
GUCAAUCUGGGAAUUGCCGAAACUGCUGACAGUGAUAACCGGCUGCAAACGCUAGUCCAGACAUUCAAAUAUUCUUCUGAAGGCAAUGCUGCAGAAUUGGAACAAAGUUAUCAUGGUAGAAAAACUAGAGUAUGGGAAUGCACUAGUGCUCCUAGACAGAUUAAAAUCUUACGAGUUAUGAAUAAUUUCUUAUUCAACCAAGCCGAUGUUGAGAAUAUAAGAACUAUUUUAUAUUCUGAUGGAAUUGCUAUUUUUAGUGGUAAGAAGAAUACCGGUGAUGAGAGAAUAUUAGAAAUAGCUGAAGUGAAAUUCCUUAAUGCUGGGGACUACACUAAUUUAAAAUUUGAGGGUGCACUUCAAUUUGAUCAAUCACUGGGAAAUUCAAACCUACUUCCCACCGAGCUGAGUGAGACGAAGAUUCAAGAUGUCAAUUAUAUUUUGAAUGACAAUGAACUCUUCAGAACCACCUUCACCUUUCCUGCACAACCUGGACAACCUCCAAAUAUUGGAUAUACUCUGGAAAUCGGAGAGCCUCAUCCCGGUAUGACGUCAGAUGAAGACAAAGAAGGCAGAAGAUUUCAAACGUUGAUAAGGUGUAAUAAAUUGGAGUCAGAGCGUUCUAUUCCUCAAAAAGUAAGAAAUGACGUGAUGAGACCAAAAGUCAUUUCCCUACGAAAAGGACUUAUCAAGAAUGAUGUUCUUCCACAUGAAAUAACUGAUUUGGAUUCGUACUUUGAAGAAACAGGAAAGAAAAUAUGGGAAUGUAAAGUACUUCCACAGGGAACAGCAACUCUCUACAGAGUACAGACUCGAAUGAAGUUGAAACCAGAUAAAAAAAUAGAAGUGAUCUUUUAUCAAAAUGGAGUGAAAAUUUAUGAGGAUUACAAGGAUCAGAGACAUCUCAUUGAAAUUACCUCAUAUUUCGAGAAAAAGACUUCUAAAAACGAGAAAAAGACUUCUAAAAACGAGAAAAAGACUUCCAAAAACAACAAACCAGUAUUUGUACAAGUUAAAUUUGAGGGUCUUGUGAUUCUUCCCUCCAAUGAUCUAAAGGAGAAAUUCAUGGAUGAUAAGGGGAAUUUUCCACACCAUCUCGAUAAACCAAUUUUCCAAUUUUCUGCUAUCAGUAGAGAGACUGGAGUAUCUUACCUAGUUCGAUCAGAGUUCACUACCACGAUCGAUAACAGUGCUGGGGGAAUUGUAACUUGUGUGAAGUAUUCAGACCAAAAUACCAAACAAUUAACUAAGCAGUCAAGAAUUCUAGUUAACAAAAUUAGUGAUAAAUGCGAACCUGGAAUGUGGCUUGAGAUAGAUCGGGAUACAAAUGAUGACAUUCUUUAUGAGACAUAUGAGAUUUGGAGCUGCAGAAAUCAGAAUAAUUCUUUUAGCAGAGUUGUGAAUAAAAUGAUAAUGAAAGGAAACGUUCGUGUAUAUUAUCAAGAUGGAGUGGAAGUACAAAGAUUGAUUCUCCUCAAUGGCGAAAAAUUCAUUCAAAUAAAGCAUGAGAGAUUCUUAAAAAGAGAACAGAGAAUUAAGUACAUUGGAAGGCUGCAACUAGAAAUACAGACUCUACCAGGGCUUGAGAAGAUGCUUAGCUCUCCACCAUUCAACAUUCAAGUUUUGGGAAAAGAGGAUGAACAACAGUCACCCUCUCCUUACCAACCAAGUUACAUUUUUACAUUGGACAGUAUGAGGUAUGCUGCAAAAUUGGAAAAGAGAUCACAUGGCCACAAUCCUCCCAUUGGAUUUAGCAGUCAAAACGACUUUUUGCAGACAACAUUUUUCAAACCGAAAUCGAGCAGAAUAUUUCAGCUAGGACGAUUCUCGAAUAAACUGGACUAUUUGAAUGGAGCUGGAACUAUUGAGUGUUAUGUAUACACAGCUGCAAACUUGAGAGCUAUGAGAUACAGAACCUACCCCGAAGAUGACAAAACAAAGUAUAAUCCAAGAGUUGCAGAGUACAUAGACCAGAAGCUCUACAUAUUGACUCAAGAUGAAUUUGAUGAGAUAUUCACAAUCAAAGAAGUGCGCACUUGGUUUUGCACUGACAAUAUUGAUGAAGUCAUAAAAGUGGAAACAGUUUUUGAGACCACUAUGAUUCCAUUUGCUGUGAGAUCUGCUAAUGGUGUGAAAGUCGAGCUUGAGGGAGAGCAAAAUAAGGAGCUCCUCAGAAUAACAGAAACUGUCUACAUCAACAUAAUGAAUUCAAAAAUUUACAAAUUUCCACAGAAUGAUCCAAAUGGCAAAAAUGAUCAAAAGAUCAAAUCACCAAAAAUAGAAAAAAGCACUGGGAAGGGAUGCCUAGGUUGUUAAUGUGAUAACUACAUAAAAAACUGGAGAGCUCGAAAAUAAUAAUGAUUUAGUAAUUAACUAAAAAUUUCAAGAUCUUCAUCAUUAAUCCAUUAAUUUAUGUAGUCUAAGUGAAUAUUUCUAAUUUAUUUCUGUUUCUAAUCUGGAUAUCAAUUUCCAGUUCAUAUCUUUAUUAUUAUAUAUAUCAAUGAGUUGAAAAGUAACUUUGGUUUUAUAACAUCUUAUUUAUCAAAAUGUUAUUAUAGUUUUAAGCUAUACCUGUUUUUCAAAUCUUCCUAAUGUUAUUGAUAUUCCACUUGAUGGAUGAAUGAGUGUAUAGAAUGAAUUAAUCAACAGUAUCUAUCUUCUGUAACAUUCAUCCAUUGAUUAAAUUACACAAAAUAAAUCAAAAUGUAUAUCUAUCUAUAAAAAACGAUCAGAUGUAACCCAUGCUUCAUUGGGGUUUUGAAAAAACACAGAUUUGUCAUCAAUAUGUAUUAUUUGGUAUAUUGGAAGACCAAUUUAUCGAUUUUUGGAAAAUUCCUAUCAUCCCCAGGAAGGACAAUCAAUAUGAGUAAGGGAUGUAAAUAACUGUGUUUGGGUUUUGAGUAACAAUUAUGAGUGAAAAUAUUUGAAAUUUUGUUUUAUUUAUUAGUUCUUAAUAGGAGUCAUGAGCUGGAAGCUGAAAAAAUAAUUGCUGUGAAAUAUUUAUAAGAGUGUUGUAUACUUUUUUGGCUUAUAAAAUGUCAAUAAAGAUUUUCAAAACAUAACAUCUCUAUCUUAUUAGACUAUAUC